UUGUUAUCUGUUCUUUAUAUCCUCAUGUCCAAUUCAUACAACUUCUUCUACUCAGCCCCCAAGGUAGAGCUCCACAUCCACUUCGAUGGUGCCUUCGACAUGGACUUCCUCUACCAAAUCGCCAAGCGUGACCUCGACCAGCUGCCCGAGACCGUCCCCGCUCCCUGGAACGGUCCUGAUGCUACCGUUACCGUCCGGUCUGCUAUAGCGGCUUGCAAGUGCAAGGAGGACUUCGAGAAGAUUACCUGCCUUAGUCCCGAGGCUGUUGUUGCUAAGCGACUUCAGAACGGCGGCCAGAAGGGUGCCGGGCUGGCUUGUAUGCUCGACUGCUUCGCCGUCUUCACUCCUGUCGUACAAGGCAAAAGGGACGUUAUCGAGGAGAUGGCUUUUAAGGUCUGCGAACGUCAGUACCGUGAGAACGUCGUCUAUACUGAACUCCGUUACAACCCGCAUGUCCUCACUAAGGAGGGUUCCUCUCUAUCCGACGCCCGAAGUGUCGUUGAGGCUGUUACUGCUGGUAUCGAGCACGGCAAGGAGGUCUUUGGUAUCGACAUGAAUCAGAUCCUCUGUUGUAUGAAUCUGAUGCCCGAGGUCAGUGAUGAGGUCGCCGAUCUCGCUAUUGAGUUUAAGUCCAAGGGUGUUGUCGCUAUUGACGUCGCUGCUGGUGAGACGCACUUUGAGAAUGAGGACCUCAAGAAAGCUCACGUAGCCGCCUGCUUGAAAGCUGAGGAGGCCGGUCUUCGUGUCACCGUCCACGGCGCUGAGGACGGCUCGUCGACGAACUUCUGUUGUGCUGUUCGAGAGUACCAUGCAGAACGCGUGGGUCACGCCUACAAGAUCGCUGCCGACUCUGCGAUGUAUAAGAUGGCUGAGGACACCCACACGCACAUUGAGGCCUGUCCUACUUCUAGUAUCUGCACGGAGGCUGUCUGUCUACCCCAAGUGCAUCCAGAGAAGCCAAUUCUGGACAGUUUAGACUGGAACAAGCAUCCCAUCAAGAAGUUCAUCGAGGAUGGUCUUAGUGUCAGCAUCAGCACUGACGACCCGACGGUGUUUUUGACUCACAUCACUGACGAGUUGACUAUUCUCGCUGAUCGGUUUGGUCUUGAUGCCCAUAAGGUUGGUUUGGCGGUUACUAUGAAUGCUAUAGAGCGCUGUUGGGCUUCGGUGAAAGAGAAAUCUCAUUAUCGCGAGGUGACUUUGAAGUAUUACGAAGGAGAGGCGUCCACGGUUGAGGAGAAUAGCGAUUGAGUUUAUUACAUAUUCCUACUUGGAGGGAAUUUCUGUUCAUACUGUAUACGAGCUGCUGAGUUUAUCGACGA
Molecule: messenger RNA, 1322 nt
Organism: Perkinsus marinus ATCC 50983
Lineage: Eukaryota; Perkinsozoa; Perkinsida; Perkinsidae
Product: Adenosine deaminase, putative
Exons: 1
Coding region: 25-1251 (408 amino acids)
Biological process (GO): hypoxanthine salvage; adenosine catabolic process; purine ribonucleoside monophosphate biosynthetic process
Cellular component (GO): cytosol; external side of plasma membrane
Molecular function (GO): adenosine deaminase activity
Source: RefSeq, a predicted model, not a curated record